This is a messenger RNA of Aptenodytes forsteri (emperor penguin), 2864 nucleotides long. It is a transcript of the gene LEPROT, whose product is annotated as leptin receptor overlapping transcript. The record is from RefSeq and is a predicted model, not a curated record. The transcript has 4 exons. Lineage: Eukaryota; Metazoa; Chordata; Aves; Sphenisciformes; Spheniscidae. Gene Ontology annotation, cellular component: endosome. Gene Ontology annotation, biological process: negative regulation of growth hormone receptor signaling pathway; late endosome to vacuole transport via multivesicular body sorting pathway. The coding region runs from base 48 to 443 and encodes 131 amino acids.
AAGUCGCCCGCCGCCACCUCAGCUCAGCGUCGCUCAGAGCCCCGAACAUGGCGGGCAUCAAAGCUCUCGUGGCGCUGUCCUUCAGCGGAGCCAUCGGGCUGACGUUCCUGAUGCUGGGCUGCGCCCUGGAGUACUACGGUGUAUACUGGCCUCUGUUUGUCUUAAUAUUUUACUUCAUCUGCCCCAUUCCCCACUUCAUUGCAAAAAGAGUAAGUGAUGACAGUGAUGCAGCCAGCAGUGCCUGCAGGGAAUUGGCAUAUUUCUUCACAACUGGAAUUGUUGUUUCUGCCUUUGGAUUUCCUAUAAUCCUUGCACGGGUCGAAGCGAUCAAAUGGGGAGCCUGUGGUCUGGUGCUGGCUGGCAAUGCAGUCAUUUUCCUUACUAUUUUAGGCUUUUUUCUUGUGUUUGGUAGAGGAGAUGACUUUAGCUGGGAACAGUGGUAGGACAUCGCUCUGAUGCUGGUAAUAUUUUACAGCAUGUAUCACCAUAUGUAUACUCUGUGUGUGUAUAUGUGUAUAUAUUAUAACAUAUGUGUGUGUGCACGCUGAGAUGUAUGUAUGUGCAUAUGCCUGUAGUUUUACAUUAUCAGAUCAUAACAUGCUUUUUUAAAAUGCAUUUCAGCCAAAGGGAAAAGGCCCUUGUGACAGCUGUCUUAAUGUAUUCAGUAAAAGCUGGAAUCACUGUUGCAAAUUUGUCCCCAAAUAAGUUUACAAAACAUAAGCUGUUUUACUCAUUUUUUCACUAUAUAUGCAUUAACUUUUGUUUUAAUCACAGUAGUAUCAUUGAUACAUGUGAUAUUGAUCAGCAUGCCUGUUGUGUUUUUUUAACCAUGUAAUCAAAAUAGGCCAAUACAAAGAUUGUCCUACUUGGUAUUGUUCAACUUGAUCAAUAUUUCUGCUUUGAUUAGGGAUUGAUGAAUACUUGCUUUUCAUUUAAGUAAUUGUAAUUUUAGUGUUUUUUCUUGAAAACAUAAAAACAAACAUAGGUUAUGCCAACUCUUUUACUACCUAACGAAAGAAAAAGAAAAUAACCCUGGUUAAAAACCCUUCCUUCCACUUAUGGUGUUCAUUUAAAAAAUAAUUCCCCCCACAAGAUGCUCAGGCUUUGUCCCUAUUCAACUUAACUGUGGAUGUAUUUUGGGAAUAAUAUACUUUAAUGCCUCUUUAAUGCUUUGAGCUGACAUUACUUCUCUUAUGAAGAUUCACAAAAGAAGAAACUAUGCUCAGGACACUUACAAUCAUGAUGUAGUUAUACAACUCUGUAUUCUUAUGUGUGAAAUGCCUGAAUUGCAAAGUGAGUGUUCUGCUGGGUAGGACUUUAUCUCCUCAGUUCUCAUUGCUUUUAAAACAUACUUGUUCAACUACUAUUUUUUUUGUCUGUAAGAAGAGAUUGUUAUAUUAAAACACUAUAUUUUUAAAUGGCAUUAUUCUAGUAAACAUUCACAUAAUCGCACUUAUAAAAGUAAACUUUAUUACGGUUUUGACUUGCUGAAUCCUGCAAAUUGUGGAGGCACGUAGUUUUGCAAAAAUGCACUCUGAUACAACCCUAACUCUAGAAGACAUUUCAAUAUCUGCAAAGGGGUAAAGGAAGAGAUACCUUAGUUUAUUCUUUCAUAGAAAAAUGGACAUAAAGAGGUUUCUGCUCUGUGAAGUAAGAAGCUGAAUUCCUGCAUAGGGUGUAUUUUACUAUUGCAAGUUCUUUAGACUAGCAGAUGGCAAAUGAGUGUUUAUAGUUGUGUGAGUUAGUUCACAGCUGACUGCUAUCACCUUGUAUAGCUAUGAGGGACAUUGUAUAAGGAGGUAAUAGAAUCCACCCUACAAGAUGUGGCAGCUUCACCAACGCAGUGCUUUUUGCCCCCUAAGUUGUAUGGAACUACUUAUGCUGCUCUCCAAACUCUCUCAAUACUCAUGUACUGCAAAAUGGUGUCCUGUGGAUUGCUGUGCAGAGCAAAGGUUCAAAAAUUAAUGAAUUUUACAUGAGUGCUCUGAUCCUGGGUCUUCUGUUCAUGCUCAGUGCCCUAGAGGAAGGGUACAGAAAUCAUUCUGUGGUCCAAGUAAUGUAGUAUCACUUAAGUAGGAAUGGAAUAUCAUGUUUCAGGAAGAUUAAUUACAUGUUUUAAAUUUAAACUUCAGAUGUGUGUAAGGUGAACAGUUCAGUACUGAGGAAUGCUGAGUAGCUGUAUUUUAUACUGAAGUGUGUCUAGGCUGUCAUUUGUGUAAAAGAAGAAUUAACAUUAAAAGGCAGUUUUCUCUGGAUAUUAAUGCUUCAUCAAAGACGUAGCAGGAAUAUACUUGUAAAGAUGCUGUGCAUAAACAAGUUCUCUUACAGUGUCUUCUUCCUGACUUAGGUGAAAUCUGUUGGACCCUACUGAUUUGUAAAGUACUACCAGGGAAAUUAUUUGUUCUAAUUAUGAGCCGGGUUGUUUAGAGUAAUCAUAGUUUCCAUGUACAAGUCCUGCUUUGAUUUUUUGAGAAGUUGCUUUUUUCCCAUACCAUGGCAUUUUUCAUUCAAAUUGGUGAAGUAAAACAGCAACAAUAAUACACAGUUUAAGUGCCUGAUCCUGUAAAUGCCUGAAGUCAUUGCUAGCGAUUCUGUUUAACUCCUGUUAAAGUACUCGUGUGCUUGCAGGGUUAGGUUCUUGAGUAUUUUUCCUCCUUAGAAUUUAUGUACCAAAGGCUGCAAUACAAGUCUACAAAAUUACUCAAUUACUGAUGAAAUUUUGCUUUCAAGACAGUGGUGUGAAAAACAACUGAGAUUAAUUUUUCUUUAAAUUAGAGAAUCAUUAUUUGUAGAAUCUGUUCUAGAUCUAUUGGUAAAUAGUGUGCUUGUGGCAGAUUGGGAUACAGGCAGCAAUUAGAGAAUCU